AUGUACCUGAUUGUUUCCAAGGUUCUUGUCGUCUUCGAGGGGGCAGUAGAGUUGGAGGACGAGAAUGUGCAGCCUGUGAUACUUGUGGAAGGUGACACCGAAUUGUCAACUACUGAGGGAGCAGUGGCAAGUGCCUCUGGUGAUAACAAUGUCACUGAUGAAGCCAUCCUCUGUGGUGCUGAUGUGAUUGUCCAUGUGCCUCAGAGCAGUGAGCCAGACACUACUCUUGUUGUGGAAGAAGGUGAAACAUCUCAGGUAUUGGAAACCAUCAGUGUGGUGGUUGACAGCAGUAACUCCCCUAACAGUGGACCUUCAGAAACAUAUAGGAGAGUUUCAUUUGGCUGUCUUAACGCUCUACUGGGUGCUACUGACUGUGCUAAUCACACGUGUUACUUCUCUCUAGAUCUUGUUUGUACAGAUUUUGAGCCUUAUACAGGAGACUGCGUGGAAGUUCUGUUUUCCACAGACCCAGACACACAGAGCAGAAGGGCUGUCUCAGUGAAGCCUCGUGUAUACAAGCAUGUGAGUGAGGUGUGCAUUACUAGUAUACAUGGAAGAAACGGGGUGAUAGAUGAUGCCAUCUUCUUCACCUUGGAUUCUCUGAAACUUCCUGAAGGAUACGUGCCUCAAAUCCAUCAUGUUGUCAAUGCUGUGGUAGUGGAGAGCUUUCAUUCAGGCUAUGUUUGGAGAGCAAUUUCUAUCACUCCAGUGCUACUGAUGUAA
This is a messenger RNA of Lepus europaeus (European hare), 723 nucleotides long. Its product is annotated as cancer/testis antigen 55-like. Bases 1 to 723 code for a protein of 240 amino acids. The transcript is spliced from 5 exons. NCBI's taxonomy places the organism in Eukaryota, Metazoa, Chordata, Mammalia, Lagomorpha, Leporidae. The record is from RefSeq and is a predicted model, not a curated record.